GAGUCAGACAACGUGAAUCAGCAGUGAGGAUUUUAGGCACCUAUAAUAGCCUCGCAUUAAUUGAAAGCGUGGGAGACAGAUUUUCCGAAUCUCUUUCUCGCAAAGAUACAAUUCAUAUGGUAAUGUGUUCCGUUCUUUGGGUCGAUGGGCUCUUGAGACUCUCUUCUUGGUUGGUGGGAGUGGACUCGCUAUCGCCCUGCCCCUCUCUCUCAGUUGAUGGGUUCUUGAGGCUCUCUCUACAAGCACACAGAUAAUAUAUUUGGUUUUGAUUGUGGUCUCUCUCUCUCUCUCUCUCUCUCUCUCUCAAAGACACUUGUUGGGUUGAUGGGUUCCUGAAAUUCUCUACAACAUACAUAUAAUAUAUUUGGUUUUGAUUUUGGGCUCUCUCUAUAUAUGUAUGUCUAUCUAUUCAUCUUAAUAUAAUCUAAUAUAAUAUUCUUGGAUUGUUGAGAAAGAGGUGUUUGGUGGACUUGUAAGUAGAGAAAAAUGAGUUGGGUGAUGGGCGUUUGGGUUUUGGUGGGAUUUGGAUGGUGCUGGCUUUGUUGGUGGAGAAAGAAAAAUGAGAUGAAUGGUGAAAGAUCUGGGAUUCCCAACGGUAGCAUGGGCUGGCCUUUUAUAGGAGAGACUCUCGACUUCAUUGCUUCUGGUCACACUUCUCGCCCUGUCAGUUUCAUGGACAAGCGCCGAUCUCUAUAUGGGAAGGUGUUCAAAUCUCAUCUCUUGGGAAGACCCAUUAUCAUUUCCACUGAUUCUGAGGUGAACAAGGUGAUUUUAAGGAACGAUGGGAGGACUUUCAUCCCUUACUACCCGAAAUCAGUUACUGAGUUGUUGGGCCAAUCCUCCAUAUUGAAAAUCAAUGGAAAUCUGCAAAGGAGAGUGCAUGGGCUCAUAGGAAGCUUCUUGAAAUCACCCCAAUUGAAGACUCAGAUAACACGAGAGAUUGAGGAGUGUGUUGAACUAUCAAUUGGGAAUUGGAAAGAAGGCCAGUUGGUUCACCUGCAGGAUGAAACCAAAGAUAUGACGUUUCAAGUAUUGGUUAGGGCGUUGAUGAGUACUGGUCCAGGUGAAGAAAUGAAGUUUUUGCAGAGGGAAUUUCAGGAAUUUGUUGAAGGUUUGAUAUGUCUGCCUGUUAAGUUUCCUGGGACGAGGCUAUACAAGUCAUUGAAGGCUAAGAAGAGAUUGUUGAAGUUUGUGAAGAGUAUUGUGGAAGAGAAGAUGAAGAGAACUGAAAAGGAUUCUGUCAUGGACGUCAUUGAUGUGUUGUUGAAUGAAACAUGCGACAUUAACGAGCAGCAGUUAUCAAUCGACUUCAUCUGUGGAAAUAUAAUAGAGAUGAUGAUACCGGGGGAGGACUCAGUGCCUAUGAUUAUGACCCUUGCGGUGAAAUAUUUGAGUGAUUGCCCCCUUUCUCUAAAAGAUUUAAUGGAUGAGAAUACGAGGCUGAAGAGAGAGAAAACCCAUUCAGGUGAACCUUAUACUUGGACUGAUUACAUGUCGUUGCCAUUUACCCAAAAUGUGAUUAACGAAACUCUACGGAUGGCGAAUAUUAUCAAUGGGGUAUGGAGAAAAGCUCUCAAGGAUGUGGAGAUUAAAGGUUAUUUGAUUCCCAAGAGCUGGUGUGUCUUGGCAUCCUUCAGUUCCAUUCACAUGGACGAAGGGAAUUACGAGAACCCAUAUCAAUUCAAUCCAUGGAGAUGGCAAGGAAAAGAAGCAUCCAUCUCUAAUAACUUCACUCCAUUUGGCGGUGGGCAAAGGCUUUGUCCUGGUUUGGAGCUCGCAAGACUCGAAGUUUCCAUUUUCCUUCAUCAUUUCAUCACCCGUCAUAGAUGGGUGGCCGAGGAGGAUUCCAUUGUCAACUUCCCAACGGUCAAAAUGAAAAGGAGACUGCCCAUCAGAGUCACACCUAUAUCUACUUAACUGGGUCCCAUUUCACACCGGGACAUGGAUAUCUCUGGGUGUAUAUUUCCAUCAAGACUCUGUAUUUCACCCUAAUACAACUGUCAUAAGCUUUUUGAGUCAAGUCCUAUGAAGCUGUAAAUGAUGAUGGACCAUUUCAGCUGGUAUUUUAAUUCCAGCCAUAGGUUUGCUAGAAUACAUCGCGAUCACCACUACAGUUAUAGGAUAGUUGGUGACUAUAGCCAUUCAAUCUGGGAUAAUGUAUUGUUUGUUAAUCCAAACCGUUUACUAGAUCGACCUCAGCUUGGAUGGAGAUAGCUGAUCAUAGAACUCUUAUGUUGGAGUAUUAUAACACUUUGAGCA
Magnolia sinica is the source of this 2259-nucleotide messenger RNA. RefSeq names its product 3-epi-6-deoxocathasterone 23-monooxygenase CYP90C1. NCBI's taxonomy places the organism in Eukaryota, Viridiplantae, Streptophyta, Magnoliopsida, Magnoliales, Magnoliaceae. Bases 487 to 1917 code for a protein of 476 amino acids. Gene Ontology annotation, molecular function: iron ion binding; heme binding; oxidoreductase activity, acting on paired donors, with incorporation or reduction of molecular oxygen, NAD(P)H as one donor, and incorporation of one atom of oxygen. Gene Ontology annotation, biological process: brassinosteroid biosynthetic process; brassinosteroid homeostasis; multicellular organism development. The transcript is spliced from 9 exons. The record is from RefSeq and is a predicted model, not a curated record.